AUGAUGGAUCAAAGAAGUGUACCUAUUGGCCCUAUUGGCCCUGUUGGCUCGAUUGGACCCAAUGGACCGAUCUCCCCCGCAUUCGUAUACAAUGGGACAAUCACAUACGCUUCAACAACAUCCCCGACAGUUACAGAUACCACUUUCAAUGCAUCUCCAGUAACAAGUCCAAUACAAAGGGAAGAUGGUCUGACAACAGAACCUCCCAAGAAGAGACAAAAGCGUAACAAGCCUACCCUAUCAUGUGUUGAAUGUGUAGAACGUAAAACAAAGUGCGAUAGGGGUCGGCCAAAUUGUCUUGCAUGUAUUAAGCGACAGUCACAAUGCGUAUAUCAUCCAACAGCAAACAUACUCGAAGAGACAAACAGGACGACUGCAAAUGCUCGACGUAUGACUAAACCACCAAAGAAGUUGGGUCCUGGAGCAGGAAAUCUUGUCGAACGACCAAGAAAAGCACCAGAUCCAAGCGAGCGAAGUGCAUCUAGGGGCUCCGUUUCUUCAUCUACCGGUCUGCUUUCUAAUGUACCUUAUUCGCACCCAAAAGCCUCGAAUGUUUUUGGUAUUGGCUCAGAGCAUCCCUUUGCAAAUUAUUGGACAUGUCAAGGAGGACUUCCGGAAGUGAUUUCGGUGUUACCAGCCAAGGACCAAGCAGAUAUCUUGAUGGAACGAUAUUUUGAAUGUGUCGAUCCUGUUUAUCCUAUGCUUCACCGGCAAACCUUUUAUGCCGAUUAUGAGCACUUCUGGUCAUUAGCGGGACCCGAAAGAGAUAGAACAGAUGCCGCUCUGGUUGCUAUGAUAUUCUCCAUGAUAGCUUUGGGGACCCAAUUUGUUAAUAACUCUCCUCCAAAAGAACGACAACAAACUGCCGAGUUUUAUGUAUCUGCCGCUCACCAAUCGCUUCGUCUCGGUUCAUAUCUUAAUAAAGCCUCGAUGCGCUCGAUCCAAGCCAUGGUCCUUAUCACAUACUUCCUCAUCAACGAUAAUCAUGCUUCUGAUGGGUGGGCAUUUGCCGGUAUACUAAUUCGACAAUCUUAUGCUAUGGGUCUCCAUCGCGAUCCUAACAUUGUCACUCCAAAUGCAUCUAUCUUUGACAAACAACAGCGUCGAAAACUUUGGCAGGCAGUACUGCUACAAGAUACCUUCCUCACUGUUCUACUUUCUCUCCCACCAAGCGCUACACAUACAGACGUCAACGUAGAAGACCUCAUCGAUGAUUCCGGCUCCAUCGCGAACUGCGAUCCAAACGAUACAGCUUAUAUCCGCGGAUGUUGGACUCUCGCCAACCUCGUACAAGAAAGCAUUUGCUCUCCCCGCUCGCUAGACCUUCCCAUCUGUCCGACCGCCCGCCAAAAACAUAAACUCAUUUCCGAUUUCAAAGCCGUCUAUCGUUCUUUCCCAGACGUCUUUCGCUCCUGGGACCGCGAUUCCAUUUCUGUAGUAGCAGAAACUAAUAAGCGUCUUGUGCGACAAACACUCUUCUUGACGAGUAAUUACUUCCAUAAUGUGAUGUUACUCCAUUCAAGCGAAAGUCCUGAAGUCCAACCAGAUGUUCGAGGAACUUUGAAUGCGGCACACGAAGCUAUCAACGCGUUCUUCCUUCUGUAUGAACUCUUCGAGAGCGAAAGUAAAGUUUGGUGGGUUUUUAAUCAUCGCGCAUUUUUGGAAUGUAUGAUGAUUGGAAAUACUUUGCAGGAAGUGAGCAAAGAUGAAGAUGGCGCGGAGAAAUUGGGGAAAGAUCCAUUGUUUGUUAGGGCUAAGGGGGAUAUUGUCCGCAUGAUCGACAUCAUGACCAAAAUCGGCGACGGAGAUAAUGGCUCACAAGUCGCGCGGACGAGAGUCCAGGUUCUAAGUGAUUAUGUAUGA
Molecule: messenger RNA, 1863 nt
Organism: Botrytis deweyae
Lineage: Eukaryota; Fungi; Ascomycota; Leotiomycetes; Helotiales; Sclerotiniaceae
Exons: 5
Coding region: 1-1863 (620 amino acids)
Biological process (GO): DNA-templated transcription; regulation of DNA-templated transcription
Cellular component (GO): nucleus
Molecular function (GO): DNA binding; DNA-binding transcription factor activity, RNA polymerase II-specific; zinc ion binding
Source: RefSeq, a predicted model, not a curated record